Messenger RNA from Anoplophora glabripennis (Asian longhorned beetle), 4247 nucleotides. Its product is annotated as kinesin-like protein KIF16B. The transcript is spliced from 9 exons. Lineage: Eukaryota; Metazoa; Arthropoda; Insecta; Coleoptera; Cerambycidae. Gene Ontology annotation, cellular component: microtubule; kinesin complex. Gene Ontology annotation, molecular function: ATP binding; plus-end-directed microtubule motor activity; ATP hydrolysis activity. The coding region runs from base 124 to 3870 and encodes 1248 amino acids. Gene Ontology annotation, biological process: microtubule-based movement. The record is from RefSeq and is a predicted model, not a curated record.
UCCAGAUAUUCGUUAUUUACGAUGUAUUAAAGUGCGGGUCGUAGUGUGGCGAUGCAAUAAUUGCCAAAUAUUAAAUUUUAAGGAGCGUGUAAUAUGUAAUUUGUAGUCAUUAGCGUAGAUAGCAUGACUCGAAUAAAAGUUGCGGUCCGGGUUAGGCCUUUAUCGAACAGGGAAGUGGAGACGGGCUCAGUCCCCAUCGUCAACGUGGAAGGCGGAAGGACGAUCGCCAUCACCAACACAAAGGUACCUGAACAGAAUGCGGGAGACAGCCGGGAGCGAGUCAGGAGAUUUACCUUCGACUACUGCUUCCAGGAGGACUCCACCCAGGACCAUAUAUUCGAAGAAAUAGAAAAAGUAAUAGGCCAAUCAAUAAAAAGGAGAUUCCAUUCUUGCGUUCUAGCCUACGGACAAAGUUUCUCAGGCAAGACCCAUACUAUGAUGGGGUUUCCACAUGAUCCCGGACUGACUCCAAAGUUAUGUCACCGAGUGUUUAGUUACCUGCAGGAAACAGCUGUGGGCGAUGAAGUUUUGGAUCUCAAAGUCUCAGUUAGCUACUUGGAAAUCUACAACGAAAAAGUAAGAGACUUGCUUAGAAAAGAGGACACUGAAGGAACUACUUUUAAAAGAACUCAACCACUGAAAGUAAGAGAACAUCCGAAAAAGGGUCCAUACGUUCAAGGUUUAUCAGAACACCCCGUCACAGACUGCGACGGCCUCUUGGAAUGGCUGGAAAUAGGCAACAGUCAGAGGAGUGUCGCGGCCACCCUGACUAACCCCAGGUCCAGUAGAAGUCAUUCCGUGUUCUCCAUCAGCUGCGACGGGGUCAAGCUGCACCUCAUCGACCUCGCCGGCAGCGAAAGGGCUGGCAGCAGGGGUUACGGCACGUCGCAGUUCAGAGAGGGCGCCAACAUCAAUAAGAGCUUGGUGGCGCUGGGGAACGUCAUAUCUGCCUUAGCCGAACAGACAGCCAAGCAGACCAAGGGUCUACGCAGGAAGUUCGUCCCAUACAGGGACUCCGUCCUGACAUGGCUGUUGAAGGACACCCUGGGCGGAAAUUCCAACACCGUGAUGGUGGCCACCGUUUCUCCUUCCAGUGCGUGCUACAGUGAGACGGUAAACACUCUGCGAUUUGGGCAACGGGCCAAACUCAUCGUGUCCCAUCCAGUAGUGAACGAGGACCCCAAAGAGAAGACUAUUCGUGAAUUAAGAGCGGAAAUUGCCAGGCUGAAAGACCUCCUCAAACUUUCGCAGUUGUCACCUCAAGAGCUUUCGAUGUUGGAAGACGGCAAUUCUCUUCUCACAAAUGGAAAAUCAGAUGAAAAGCAGAGCAAUCAUAAAGAAAUCUCUGGUAAUGCUGAUAUCGAAGCGGAAAAGGAAAUAAAUGAUUUACAAUCUGAAGUAAACAUUGAAAAUGAGGAGAUCAGAAAAAACUCCGUGUCAGAGCAGCUAAGUACUUCUGUGAGCAAUCAGUCAUUGUCUAACGAUGACUGUGUCCUAGGUGAUAGUGAAAAUUUGUCAACUGAGACCAUCUCCAUCUCAGAAAUAACAACAGAAAGGCUGUUCCCUCUUCUAAACGUAUCCACUUCUGUAAAACCCUCAAGACCCACAAAACUAAGAAGAACGUUCAGUGUUGACCACUCUUACAUCAACAAACAAAGGGAGAAAAUGUUCGGUUCUGAGGAAUCGAUUCCUUCGACGAGCACCACCUCGAAGAUAUCCCAGAGUUCUUCUUCCCUAGAGAAGCAGAAAUCUCAAGGAUCCAUUUCCAGGAGGAAUCCAGGAAGCGCGACGCCAUCUUCAUUACUUCGUAGGCGUUCUCUGAAUAAAUCAAAUCCGAUGCUACCGAAAACACCCCCAAAAAGACGGUCCCUGGAAAAUAAUUCCCAUAGAAUUGAAAAGUCGACAACCACAGAAGGUUUAAAUAUGAAGAAAGUCGAACCCAAGGUAAACUCCAUCCGAAAACAGCCCCUCAAGCCAAGAUCCCAAAUAGUAGCCGCUGUAACUAGUCGUUUGUACUCUAAAAUUAACAGGAAAGAAGCUGCCACUAACACGGACGACCUCAACAUACAAAAAACUCAAGCACCUAAAGAGAGUAAUCCUAGCAAUGCAAAAUCCAGAUUGAGAGAUCUCACUAGAAGAGCUCUUAGAGCACACAGGCAAAAGAACGAACAAACACAGACUGACCUGUACGCAGUGUUACGUGUCAAGGAAAUGUCCACCGACGUCGACGAUUUAAAAGUAUCGUUAAAGGAAGUCAAGCACGCAGAAACGGAUACUGUCGUAAUAAAAACCAAAGAUGCUUCAGUGAACUGUACAUUUUUAGACCAAUUGUCCGAUGACGAAAAAAGACACAACAAUAUAUCCUUUACAAGAAGCUGUGGGACACAAUCUUCCCAGGAAAUUACCAACGCGAGUGAUACUAUUGAAAAGGAAAACACAUCAUCCGCGAGAAGCACCUCAAAUCCGAUAUCAUUUACCAAAUACUUACGUGAGAUGCAAGAUCCCAAGUACGAACUAUCUGACGUAAUACCAAACGCUCCUAUAUAUACCAAGACUGUAAACAUUAACAUAUCCCAUAAUUACAUCAACGACAACAGAAGCAACGGGAGCAUAUCGGAGGACAGUAUCGAACAAAACCCUCAAAACGGUUGCUUGCCAACGCCCGAUCUCAUCAGUAAUCACAACUCACUAGAGCAAGCUCACGAUGAUUCUGAACCCUCGGAAUCAAAAGUUCGUCCUGACGUGGAGAAGAUAAACUACGCCGACACGGGAGUGUUAGAUGAAUACUUUACUGUAAAUGAAGGCACCGUGCCAACAAACGAUAACAAAAAAUGCACGGCAACAACGUACACAGUCAGUCCGAGCUGCGGAGAAAAAAUCCACUCUGUUAACAUAGAAAAAGUUCAAGUACCGGAAAUUUGCCUGACGAAUAAAUUCGAGGAAGGCUACUGCAAGCCGCUUCCUAGAUUUGUGCCAGACAUGGCUAAACCUAAAAUCGUGGAGUCCAGGUAUUACACGUGCGACGACUGCAUCAAACUGGAAGAACCUCUCGUGCUGAAAUCUAUAGUAAAACAGCUUCCCAAAGGUAAUAUUCUCAACGAUAAUAAUCCAAGUUCUAGCGAUGAGGAUAUCUUUAGCAGCGACGUCCCGGAUUCCUUAGACUAUCACAUGACCAACACCAAAAAGGUGAAAUUUAACAGGAAAAAUUCAAAACGGUCGCCGGAAAAUGGUAGGAUGUUAAACGCUAUGUCGGAAUUCUUGGAGGAAGCGACAAAUCUGAUGAAUAACCUGACAAUGGCCGCCAGCAAGAUAGGUAGCAAUAAUCUACAAUUAGACGAUUCCUAUGAAUUUGAGGUUACUGUAAAUGGUGUCAGCGGUCUGGGCAAGACUCACAGGAAGAAGAGAAAGGCAUCACGACCUAUAUCUGUCCCUAAAACUAAACAGACCGAAACCACAACAGGAUUUACUUUUCCAAGUAGAUCGCACUGUUCUACCCAAUGCGGGAUGGACCACUCAUUUCCUAUAAAUAAGUAUGAAGCACUGGUGGAAGAAUCGUGUAAGCGAUUGGAAGAGAAAAUAAACAAAAUUCCUUCGUCCUUCCAAAGUGCCCACGAUGGAGAGGAGGUGGAUCCGUACUUUACUUACAACCCCUGGCAGCCGCAUUCUUUGGUAAAUGAUGUUGAGGAUUCUAGCCUAGAGAGCAAUCCAGUCACUUACUCUGACUACGGAAGCUUGCCGAGAAAAACUCACAAAAGACACAGGACUCCCACCUGCAGUCCAAGCGCUUUUUUGAAGCAACUGACAAAUAUGAGGAGACAGAUCAUAGAAACAUCCAGAGAAGAGUUCCUUGGUGGUUCAAAUAAUCACUGAAACUAGUUUUCACGCAUAUGAGCAACAAAACAAACAGUAUUGUCGGUUAAGGUUUAUUAUGGCAAAUCUUAUAUUACUUAUUACCAAGUCUUAUCAAGAGAGUUACAUUGGACAAGUUUUUACUAAAAGAUAAUAAGAAAUGGAGUAGAAAACUGCAGUCAGAACAUAGGUAAUGCUGAGGUUAGACGAUAAUCAAAUACUUAUCUGAAAGAUUAGUAAAACUUUUGCAUUUUGGUAUUUAUCAUACAAUAAGAUUUUAAAAUGGUUAGAUGUAGUUUCCAUUUUAUAUAGAGUAAUAGGAAAGGUAUACACAAGUAAUAUUGUAAAGAUCAUUGGGCACACUAACUAGAAUUAAUUAUCAGGAUUGUAAUAUUUUU